Molecule: messenger RNA, 2075 nt
Organism: Cloeon dipterum
Lineage: Eukaryota; Metazoa; Arthropoda; Insecta; Ephemeroptera; Baetidae
Exons: 8
Coding region: 1-1980 (659 amino acids)
Source: RefSeq, a predicted model, not a curated record
AUGGAUGUGAAAAACAACAGCCUUUUAAGCCUGGCCAUCAAAAGUGUGCUCGACAACAUCGAGAGCUACGAUAAGAACCUUGUGAAUUCGACCAUUGGUCCUGUCAGGCGUGAUUUGCUCGAGGAAUCGUGGAAUAAUAUCAAGAACCAUUCUCACGAACACUGCAGCAACAACGAUGAACACGUCAACAAGCUGUGGGCGAGUCUGCCGUUUUUAAUCCACUCCAAACACUAUGUCAGCUUUGACACCACAGACUUGAUGCAAAUGUGCCGCAACUGCCACCACCUUUGCUUGUCAAACUCGCGUUUUCAAGAGUUGGUCAGCUCUUUUGGCUCGAAUAUUCCGAAUGUGCGGAGCUUGACCAUUAAUGGUCUGAGCCACUUCACGCUUGAGGAAAGAGAAUGUGCUUCGAUGAUCGCACUGAAGAACUUGGAGGUCCUUCGCAUCGAAGACGUUUCCGUGCGUUUGUCUGGAGUGGUGGCAAUCACGCAGCAAUGUGAGAAAUUAGAAAAAUUCAACGCGAACCAUGUCUACUUGGACGAACCCUCAUGCGAGACCUUCAGGGAGGACUUUUUGUUCGUGAACAUCAUCGCAAACAGUUUCCGGGAAAUCGACCUGACCAUGCAAAAAACGAUGCCCAUAAAAGAAUUCCCGAACUGUGCAGCAUUUCCGCGAUACACCCUUUUGACUAUCGACCCAAAGGAAUUCGCAGAUUUCGAUUUGCUGCCAGGAUUGGCACAAGUGACGGAACUCCGGUUUUCGUCCCUUCAACUGGAAAUCGUUGAAGAUGAAGGGGUCGAAUUUCCGACCUGUGCAGAACUGAGAAUCGCCCGGAUUGCUGUCUUCAGAUCUGAACAUCUGCUUGUGAGGCGUUUCUUGGAGACGAACGGCCUUGCUCUUCGAGAACUGACACUGGAAGGCAUCAGCUUUUCGGACGAGGAGUUCACCCUUGGCGACAUGUUCAGCCUCUGCCCAAACCUGAAUUCAUUAGAAUUCAUUGAUUGUGAUCUUUCCGGAGUUGAUGCACCGAUGGAGGCGUUGCCCAGACUCGACAAAUUCAAGUGGAACUGGGAGAUUCAUGUUCGGGAUUUGAUCGGAGACCCACAUUUAUGGGAAAGCCCUAAAUCUUGUUUCGCUUUGGAUUGUGGAUCCGGUGAAGACACCGGAAGUGUCGCAUACCAAAUGCGGCAAAAUCAGAAAAAGUUUGAUUUAGUUAAUGGCGGCGCCUCGCUCAGCGCCACCAACGCCGGCUCGCAGACGGCCACUUUCGGCUCCGAUGGCUCGUCUUCCAUUUCUGCCUCUCACUCAGGAGCCAACAGCAACAACGGCCAGUCGGCGGCCAAUGCAGGAUCGCAGACGGCCACUUUUGGAGCCAAUAAGGGCCCUAGUAAACCAACAGCCCACCUGAAAAUUUCAGGUAUAACAUCAAACCCCGGCUCCCAGUCUGCCAGUUUCGGCUCGAACGGCGGCGCCUCUUUGGCCGCAGGCACGGCCGGCGCCUCGGUGAACAACGGCCACGCCACCGCCAACGCGGGCACCCAGACGGCCACAUUCGGCGCCAACGGCGGCGCCAGUCUCGGCGCCGGCUACGGCAGCGCGCAGGCCGGCGGCGGCCACUCGGCGGCCAACGCCGGCUCGCAAACGGCCACUUUCGGCGCCAACGGCGGCUCCUCGCAGGCCGGAUCCUUCGGUGGGGCACAGGCCGGCGGCCACGCGGCGGCUACGCGGCCUCCGCCGACCACGACGACGACAACGCGGCGGCCGAAGAAGAAGCGGCCGACGCAGCGGCCGUUCGUGCUCAGCCCGGCGUGGAUCCGCACUCCGCGGCCGCAGAAAACCGACAACGAGCAGCCCGUCCGGCGGCCACUCGGCUGGCUGCUCAACGGCGGGCCGCUCAACAACCUGCUCGGCCUCGGACACAGACGCAGACAACAGCAGCAGCAGCAGGCGGCCGAAACGCAGGAAAUCUCUAUUUGGUGAUUGAAUUUUUUUCUCUUAAAUAUUUUUAACGGGUCACAAAAAGGCAGUUUCGCCCUUUUUGUUAACACUUGCCGAUUAAUUCUUAAGCAUUUUAU